CGGGUUUGUUCUCCUGCAGCAUGUGGGUUUGUUGUGUAUAAUCGGAUUUGACUCUCUUGUGCUGCACAGUGUGGAUCUGUGUGUUUUCGCUCCCUGAAUUUCAGCUCUGAGUCUCCGCUGCUUCUCUCGGGUCUCUCCGGGCUGGUGUCUCGAUGGCGGCGGGCUCUCGGUCAGGAGGCGACAGGCCGUAUCAUAUAAUCGUGUUCGGGGCUUCGGGCUUCACGGGCCGGUUCGUGGUGGAGGAGGUGGCGAGAGCGGCGUCAGAGGGGCCGGGCGGCAGUCUGAGGUGGGCCGUAGCCGGGAGAAACCGACACAGACUGGAGAGAGUCCUGCAGCAGGCCGCCGUAGACCUCAGUAAACCAGAGCUGAAGAGUGUGGAGAUCAUUGUGGCAGAUGUGGCUCACCCUGAGUCUUUGGAAAUCAUGUGCAAGCAAGGUGCCAUCGUCCUCAACUGCGUGGGGCCGUACAGGUUCUAUGGCGAGCCGGUGGUGAAGGCCUGCAUAGAGAAUGGGGCUCAUUACAUUGACAUCUGUGGAGAACCACAGUUUUUAGAAGGGAUGCAGCUGAAGUUCCACAGCAAAGCGGAGGCAGAGGGGGUGUUUGUCAUUGGGAGCUGUGGCUUUGAUUCCAUCCCAGCAGAUAUGGGCAUAUUUUACACAAAAAGCCAGUUCAAAGGAACCCUUACUGCUGUGGAGAGCUUUUUAACUGUCAACACGGGACCAGAGGGGGGUUGUAUCCAUGAUGCAACAUGGCAGUCAGCCAUCUUUGGCUUUGCAGACAGCACCAGUCUCAGAAGCCUGAGGAAGAAGUUUGGCCAUAAACCUCUGCCUGUUGUGGGAGCAGCCAUUAAAAAGAGGGGUUCUUUUUUCUACAGUAAAGAGAUAAGGCAGUAUUCCAUUCCCUUCAUGGGUUCUGAUCCCUCAGUGGUGAAGAGGACCCAGCGUUACCUGCAUCAGGAGCACCAGCAGUCCCCUGUUCAGUACACUGCUUAUGUAGGUAUUGGUGGAGCAUUCUCUGUGGUGAAGACCCUUUUUGCAGGCCUGAUGUUUUGGUUCAUGACCAAAUUCAGUAUUGGCAGGAGUCUUCUGGUACAGUUUCCAGAGGUUUUCUCCUUUGGGGUGUUCUCUAAGGCUGGACCAUCGAAGAAGCAGAUGGAGGGAACCUCUUUUUGCCUCUCUUUCUUUGGAGAAGGUUACUCAGAUGGCCGGGAUCCCUCACAUGGCAAGCCUGAUGCUGCAAUCACCACACAGAUAAAAGGCCCAGAGCCUGGUUACAUUGCCACUCCAAUCACUAUGGUGCAGGCAGCCAUCACUCUGCUCAAUGAGCCACAGUCCCUCCCAAAAACGGGUGGUGUGUACACUCCUGGGUCUGCAUUCGCAGGAACGACCUUGAUUGACCGUCUCAACAAGCAUGGAGUCCAGUUUUGUUUGAUUAAUGCUCAAAAGACAUAAAUAAAUGAUUGUUUUUUUUUCUUAGGUAACACAGUUGCAAUUUGAGGUUAUCAAUUGAGCUGAGCUUUUCAAAAGACCUUUAUGUUGAAGAACACUGAAGCCAUGUUGCACAUCUUGCCUCCAGUUUUACUCUGGAUUAUAAGGAACUGCACAUAUUAAUCAGAAGUGCUAUCAAAACCAUAGUCAUACAGUCUCUCAUUGAUUGGUGUACUGUUACACAGCAUGUGUUUAAAAUAGGAUAUUUAUGUUUUAUUUAUUUAUUUAAAAGCUUGUUCGAGUCUAUAUAAAAGCACCUUCCAUGUAGGGAAUGAUUGUUGAAAUGUACAAUUUGCCACUAAUCUGGGAUCAGCCAAGAUUAGUGUAAAUAUUUUGCUUCUCUUGUUGAUUGCUGGGGCUAUGUGGUUAAUGUUGCUAAAACAUUUGAUAUUAGCAUAAUGUAUCACCUGCAAAUAACAAAGAAAGAUCAUAUGUUUGAGCACUAGUAUGCUGGUAUAAACCAGCUAAGAUUUGUUUUAUUUUUUAGCAGAGCAUCCUAAAUGCUUUUUAUGUAAAUGUGUGCCCACUUACUUCUCAGCUGCUCAAGUCACAUCCAGGCCUUCAAUAAGGCUGGACCUUUAUGGUAUUAAGGCUUUGGGCACAGUAAAACACAUGACUUUUUAUUAGCAACCAAAAAAACAUAUGUACACAUGAACACUAAGGAGAAACAGCUGUAUGCAUGUAUCCUAAUGAAGAAUAAGUGUUUGCGUGUAACCUUCUAGUGUGCGUUGGCCUCAAAAUUCUGGAGCUAGUCAAUCAAUUGUUUAAUAUUACUGACAAGCUAUGUGCACAAAAUAGUGUUUGGGAGUUUUUGUGUUAGUUUAUUUAUCUGGAUAAUGGAUAAAUUACAAGAGUACAUUUAAAUUCAUUUGUGAAGUGAAAUUUCUGUUUGAUUGAUAAAUAAAUAACCAUCAUUUGUCCACGUU
Molecule: messenger RNA, 2413 nt
Organism: Astyanax mexicanus (Mexican tetra)
Lineage: Eukaryota; Metazoa; Chordata; Actinopteri; Characiformes; Acestrorhamphidae
Gene: sccpdhb
Product: saccharopine dehydrogenase b
Exons: 12
Coding region: 153-1451 (432 amino acids)
Biological process (GO): glycolipid biosynthetic process
Cellular component (GO): lipid droplet; mitochondrion; plasma membrane
Source: RefSeq, a predicted model, not a curated record